Molecule: messenger RNA, 2610 nt
Organism: Stereum hirsutum FP-91666 SS1
Lineage: Eukaryota; Fungi; Basidiomycota; Agaricomycetes; Russulales; Stereaceae
Product: polysaccharide lyase family 8 protein
Exons: 10
Coding region: 142-2484 (780 amino acids)
Biological process (GO): carbohydrate metabolic process
Cellular component (GO): extracellular region
Molecular function (GO): carbohydrate binding; lyase activity
Source: RefSeq, a predicted model, not a curated record
CCAAACACUCCUUCGACUGUUACCAGCUCUACCUCAAACAUAUCCGCUAGUUCGACUUCUGCCGUGUCGUUGUCCAAUACUACCAGUACCACCAUUGUCCCCACCCCGACGUCUUUUGUCGAUUCGCAAACAUUGCAAGCUAUGUCGACGGUCCUCAAUGGAAGACUAUCAUUCAUAACCGCAAGCAUCACCAAUGUUUCGAACAUCUCUGCAUGGCUUUCCACCCUCGGACCAGACGGUCAAUGGCCCACGUCUGAGAUCGAUUACACCACAGGCUGCGAUGCUCAACGCGCCAAUUGGCCUGCGGGGGAUCAUUGGACGCGUAUAUUGACCAUGAGCGCUGCGUGGCACGGUGGCAUACCAGGAGAAGAACAAUGGGUCAACGACUCGAGUCUGGCAACUGUGAUCUCCUCUGCCAUGAAUUACUGGUUUGCGAACGACUUCACCGUGGCGGCGUGUCUUGACGAAGGCGGAACGGAUGAGUGCCCUUGCGGCACACCAGGACUGUGGAACACCAACUGGUUUUCGAAUGUUAUUCUCGUUCCUAAACUGGUCGAUGAGAGCUGCCUCCUCUUCAAUGCGGCCCUAUCCUCCUCUGAAUUCUCAAGUUGCGCCAGUAUCUCAGCACGAUCCUAUGAUACAUUUUAUAAUGGCUCCAAGUCAUACCUCUCCGGGGCCAAUAUCCUCGACGUGGCCAAAAUUGGGAUCGACGUCGCUCUUUUGACGACCAAUGCUACUCUCAUUACCGAGGCGUACGGGAGGAUCAACGCAGAGGUGGUCGUCGAGCCUGGUAUCAAAGUCGACGGGAUCAAGCCCGAUGGAAGCUUCGGGCAACAUACCGGGUUGCUGUAUAACGGCAACUAUGGCAAGGAUUAUUCCAAUGAUGUACUCGAACUAGAGAUAGACGCAGGCAAUUCCCAGUUCUCCGCUAAUGAUUCGUCGAAGACCGCCUUCGAGACAUUGAUCGACGGAGAUCAAUGGAUGAUAUACCGAAACGUCCUCACCGGCACGCUCCACUGGGAUUUCAGCUCUCUUCCGCGUUUCAUCUCCUUCGCUGUAGCCGAUCAGAUGGCAACAGGCAGCUUGAACCUCAAUCUCACCGAGAUUCAGCAGCUAGGCGAGCUAUGGAACUCGUCGAGCAUGGUUGAUGUCUAUAACGCCCUGGUCAAGAACACAUCGGAUGCAAACGCCGGGGCGCUCUACGGCAAUCGCAACUUUUACAGCAACGAUUACAUGGUGCAACGCGGGAAAGGUUACGUGACUACCCUCAAGAUGUACUCCAACCGCACGAAAAACACCGAAUGCACUAAUACUCAGAAUCCCUACGGAUUCCACUUGUCAGACGGUACACUCUACACCUACCUUGUCGGAAAUGAAUACGAAGAUAUCGCCGCCUCAUGGGACUGGAAUCUCAUUCCCGGCACAACCACCGAUUACGGCGCCACACCACUCUCGUGCAGCUCUGCGACCUUCACCGGUCUUGAGUCCUUUGUUGGUGGUGUCACAUAUCCUUCUACGGCAGGAAAGACGGAAGGUGGAGUCGGUAUUGCAGUCAUGCGGUAUACGAAUCCGUACACGAAGUCUCUCAGCUGGCGAAAGGCUUGGUUCUUCGUGGGUGGGGACGUUCAGAGGGUCAUGGUCACGAAUGUGACGCAAGCGUGGAACGCGACGGGGAACUCGACCACUCCGCCCCCAGUAUACUCCGUUUUGGACCAGCGGUUGCACAGUGGGCACGUAUACGUAGAUGGGAAGAAGAUACAGCCGGGUGGCGGGAACUGGACCAAUGCCAAAUCGUUGUGGCACGGUGGGGUCGGAUACAUUUUCUCUUCCGAGCACAAUCGGGAACACGAUAACUCCUCAUCUUGGAACUCUUCCUACCACAGACCCGACUCCCCAUUCGGCUUGACCGUCUCAACGGGUCCAAAGACCGGAAAUUGGUCUUCGAUCGGAACGUCAACCCAACCGCCCACAACCGUCGAUCUCUUCUCCGCAUACAUUCACCACCCAUCUUCUUCUCUUUCGGAUCCCUUGGAAUACACAAUCUACCCGGCUACGUCGUCCUUCGGUGCUUUCGAAAAGAAAAGUGGCAAGCGGCAAGACUCGCUCCGUACGUUGAGGAACGACGGUGAGGUGAUGGCAGUAUGGGAUCAGGAAGCAGCGACGCUGUUCGUGGUAUUUUGGGAUGCAGACGGUGGGACGCUUGUAUCCGGGGACGCCCAACGGCGGAGAAACGAGGAGUUCAGUAUCUCGUCCGAUGCAAACUCCGUCCUUGUCUACGCCGUCAGUAAACGUGAAAUAGCCGUCUCGGAUCCCUCCCAGACCCUGAAUAACCUACGACUCACUCUCGAGGUCUGUUCCAAGGACACAAAAUCCUCUGGUAGACGUUCGGAUGCAGACGAAGAAUGGAGCCGGACCUUCGCUGUCGCAUUACCUUCCGGGCCUGGUGGGAAUGCGGGAAGUAACGUCAUGGUCGACGUGAGCUGAUGAAAAUGAUGGGCAGUUUUUCUUUUGAUUUGAUUUGAUUGAGCAGCGGCGCUCGAAUCCUGACGAUUUACUUACACACUCCUUACUACAUUAUAUUACUGACGUCUGUCGCAACCUGUCUUUAAC